Sphaeroforma arctica JP610 is the source of this 999-nucleotide messenger RNA. RefSeq lists its product as hypothetical. The record is from RefSeq and is a predicted model, not a curated record. Gene Ontology annotation, biological process: double-strand break repair via homologous recombination; protein deubiquitination. The transcript is spliced from 6 exons. Gene Ontology annotation, molecular function: ubiquitin binding. Bases 1 to 999 code for a protein of 332 amino acids. NCBI's taxonomy places the organism in Eukaryota, Ichthyosporea, Ichthyophonida.
AUGGGCGCUGGAUUAUAUCUGGACUCAACAAGUGCGGUAGUUCGCAACAGUCUUUUCCGGAACAAUGCGGCGACUGAAGGAGGAGGUCUAUACAACUCUGCACUGGCCACCACUACGCUGAUAGGCUGCACAUUUGAUGGCAAUAUAUGCACCAAGGCUGGGUGUGGCGGUAAAGCCAACAGUUUCAAAGUGACCGAUACGGUCAUCAGCAACAAUUACCAAUCGAACGCCGAUGAUAAAACUGAAGGAGGGGGGCUAUACUCUUCUACAGGACUGACUGCUCAGAAUAUUACAUGCACCGGUAAUAAGGCCGAUACCGGGGGCUGCUUGUAUGCAACUGGCCUGGGAGUGAUAUCGAAUUCUACUCUCAACAGUAAUUUUGCACACCAGAAAGGCGGAGUGUAUUCAUCCGAGUUUGGGAGUCUGAUUUUAGAUCAGUGCCAGUUGAACAACAAUACCAGCGCAGACAAAGGCGGUGCUGUUUUUGUGGGCGGCAAUGUGACUGCCACAGUCGUGCAAAUGUCGCACAACUACGCAGCAAAAAAUGCGGCCGGUGUCUAUGCGGUCGGGAAUUUCACGGCAUAUGAUUGUACAUUUGACAAUAACGCGGCCGUUGACCGUGGCGGUGUGUUUUACACACACGAGGGCGUCUUCCUCAACCGCUGCAACAGUACGGGCAAUCUGGCCGGUGAGCACGGGGGAGUGAUUUAUACAGUUUCGGGCACCACAGUUAUCAACUCCACGUUUACGGAAAACGAGUCGAAGAAUCGGGGAGGCUCUAUGUACGCGCAGGGGGCAGUAGUGAUGGACAACUGCCUUUUUGUCAGGAACCAUGCGGAAAUUAUGGCUGGGUGUGCGUAUACCACCGACGAAGUUCGUGUGAACAACACGAUUUUUAGAAACAAUACAGCGCACGAUCAUGCAGCGGGGACGUACUCGGGCAAGACGACUGAUCUACAGAACUGUCUAUUCGAGAACAACAUCUCAUGGGAUAGGUAA